This is a messenger RNA of Selaginella moellendorffii, 1632 nucleotides long. RefSeq names its product aldehyde dehydrogenase family 2 member B7, mitochondrial. The record is from RefSeq and is a predicted model, not a curated record. NCBI's taxonomy places the organism in Eukaryota, Viridiplantae, Streptophyta, Lycopodiopsida, Selaginellales, Selaginellaceae. The coding region runs from base 59 to 1534 and encodes 491 amino acids. Gene Ontology annotation, molecular function: aldehyde dehydrogenase (NAD+) activity. The transcript has 10 exons.
GAUAUUCGCACCGGUGUAUACUACUUGGGGUUUGGAUAGCAAGCAAAGCAGAAAAGAUAUGGGGAGCGAUGCCAAGGAUCUCGUCAAGCACACCAAGCUCUUCAUCGAUGGGCGAUUCGUGGACGCUGUCUCAGGCAAGACGUUCUCCACUUUCAAUCCCAGCAACUCGGAAUGUAUUGCUCAAGUCGCCGAGGGAGACGCGGCGGAUGUGGAUCUGGCCGUGAGAGCCGCGCGCGAAGCAUUUGACCACGGGCCCUGGCCACGCCUUGCUGCUGCUGAAAGAGGAAGGAUACUUUACAAGUUCGCGGAUGUGAUCGAGGAACAUCUCGACGAACUGGCAACUCUUGAGACCCUCAACAACGGAAUGUUGAUCGAUCUAAGCAAGGGGAUAAUUGCGGGUUCGGUUGCCUCUCUGCGAUACAAUGCAGGCUGGGCUGACAAGCUCAAUGGAAAGACCUUGCGAACUGAUUCUACUCGGAUGUGCUACACCCUUUUGGAGCCAAUUGGUGUGGUUGGAGCGAUUGUUCCGUGGAACUUCCCGGCUUAUUUGUUUCUCAACAAAGUCGGGUCUGCGUUAACUUGUGGAAAUACGAUCGUUGUCAAGGUUGCCGAGCAGACACCUUUGACAGGACUGCUCCUGGCGAGUCUUUCUCAAGAGGCAGGGAUUCCCGCGGGAGUCCUCAAUGUUAUUCCUGGUUAUGGUCCCACUGCAGGAGCCGCGAUUUCGAAGCAUAUGAGCGUGGAUAAGGUCACAUUUACUGGUUCCACUGAAGUUGGAAGAAUGAUAAUGGAGAGUGCUGCGAGAAGCAACUUAAAGCCCGUCACACUGGAGCUUGGCGGCAAAUCUCCGUUUAUAAUCUGCGAGGAUGCCGACCUAGACUCGGCUGUGGCCGUCUCUCAAGAUGCCAUUUUCAUGCAUCAGGGACAAGUCUGUGUUGCUGCAUCGCGAGUCUUUGUUCACGAAAGUAUUCAUGACGAGUUUAUCAAGAGGUCUGUCAAGCUGGCAAGCGAACGUGUAAUUGGAGAUCCUUUCCAAUCCGGAGUCCAAAAUGGUCCCCAAAUCAACCAGGAGCAGCUGGACAGAGUUUUGAGCUACAUUGAGUCGGGAAAAAAAGAAGGUGCCAGCCUUCUAGUGGGAGGCAAACGCAUCGGCGAGAAAGGAUUUUACAUCCAGCCAACAAUUUUUGGAGACGUCAAGCAAUCUAUGAAGAUUGCCAGCGAGGAAAUCUUUGGUCCCGUGCUUUCAGUGCUCAAGUUCAAGACUCUUGACGAAGCCGUGGAGCUUGCAAACAGCACACACUACGGUCUAGCAGCGGCGGUCUUCAGCAAGAACAUUGACACAGUCAAUCUUCUGACCAGGUCGAUCAAAUCGGGCGUUGUCUAUGUGAAUUGCUACCUGGGAGACGGACCAGCAGUACCGUUUGGAGGCUACAAGAUGAGUGGAAUCGGUCGAGAGAAUGGAUACGAAGGCUUGCUUCCAUAUCUCCAGCACAAGUCCAUUCUCAUGCCUAUGGAAAACUCUCCUUGGAAUUGACUCUUUCGUUUUUCUUGUUUCACUUGUUCUGAUACCGUCUUUUACAAGAUGUGCUUCUUCACCCAACAAUCGGUCAAGAUAAGUUACUAGUUCAGGCU